This is a messenger RNA of Bufo bufo (common toad), 5186 nucleotides long. RefSeq names its product caveolin 1 (gene CAV1). Bases 120 to 653 code for a protein of 177 amino acids. The transcript is spliced from 3 exons. Gene Ontology annotation, cellular component: Golgi apparatus; caveola; cytoplasmic vesicle. The record is from RefSeq and is a predicted model, not a curated record. Gene Ontology annotation, biological process: caveola assembly; negative regulation of endothelial cell proliferation; negative regulation of protein tyrosine kinase activity. Gene Ontology annotation, molecular function: molecular adaptor activity; protein kinase binding; transmembrane transporter binding. Lineage: Eukaryota; Metazoa; Chordata; Amphibia; Anura; Bufonidae.
UCUCAGCCACCUCCUUCCCCUCCUUUCCUAGCUGUGCCUUUACACAAUGCAGGAUCUUCCUCCCUUAAAUCAUACUUCACUGAAAUCUCAAUCAGAGCUCCUGGCAACCGAAGGACAGCAUGUCUGGUGGCAAAUAUAUAGAUGAAGAGGGUGUCCUGUACACUACUCCCAUCAUCCGAGACCAAGGCAACAUCUACAAGCCCAACAACAAGGUCAUGGCAGAUGACAGUAUCAACGAGAAAGACGUCCACACCAAGGAGAUCAACCUGGUGAACAGAGACCCCAAGCACCUGAAUGACGAUGUGGUGAAGAUUGAUUUUGAAGAUGUCAUCGCUGAACCAGAGGGAACACAUAGUUUUGAUGGCAUCUGGAAGGCAAGCUUCACCACCUUCACUGUGACAAAAUACUGGUUCUACCGCUUGCUGUCUGCAAUCUUUGGCAUUCCACUGGCACUAAUCUGGGGCAUCUACUUUGCCAUUCUGUCAUUCCUCCAUAUCUGGGCUGUUGUGCCAUGCAUAAAAAGCUAUCUGAUCGAAAUUCAAUGCAUCAGCCGGGUCUACUCAAUCUUCAUCCACACGUUUUGCGACCCAUUGUUUGAAGCAAUCGGCAAGAUGUUCAGCUUUGUUAACAUUUCUCUACGCAAAGAAAUAUAAGUGACACUAAAAAGUGCAGAUAAUCAGAAUUUAUAUGUAAGUUUUAAAAUCAUCAACAUUUUAUGAGCACUGAUAUAAGAUCAAAGAGUGUCACUCAAGUGUGUCCCCUUGGGCAAGUUUGUUUCCUCAUAGAAGAUUCUUUUGAAAGAAGCUGUUAUCAGCCAUAUGAAUCAUUUUGUUCGCGCUGUGUGACAUACAGUUUUUUCUCUUUUAUACACAUAUUAUAUGACAUGCUUACAUGUUACAAUCAUAAUUAUGUUACAAAAGAGUUGGUUUUAUGGUAAAUGGAUUACUAGGUGAAAAUAUUCUGCAGUUUAGAUGAGCAACACUAGUUUUAAGAUUAUUCCUUGAAAUAAUUUUGGGGGGAAAAAACAAAGCUAUUGGAAAAGGGCAACAAAUGUAUAUAGCUAUAUUUUGUUACUGAAUUCUGUAUACUGUAAUUUAGAGGGUUCAUUCAUGAUUUUGGGACUAGUUUUGAUCUGUUCGGCUUUUGUCAAGUCCCUAAAGCAUGGAAUUUUGCUACAAGGUUACAUACAGUAUGGCUGAUCUUUCAGUGUCACCAAAGAAGAGUUUUAUGAGAAUACUCAACAGUGGUCCUGUGAUACAUAUAUGAAACACUGAUGAAUGCAAUACCUGCUUAUUAAUACAAAUUUUCUAUUAGCUAUUUAAUAUUUUUCAAAUUAUAAGGUAACUAUCAGUUAUUGGAUGUUUCAGUACCUGCUUUUGAAAACUCUAUAGACAAUUCUAGCCCUCUUCUGCUGUUCCAUGUCCCACCACUCUUUUCCUAGAAUGUCUUUUUAUGCAGAUAUUAUGUACUUUGUGAGAGUCUAUGGCAUUUAUAAAAAUGUAUAUUUUGCUAUGACCAUCAUACACUGUAAAGAAUUAACCUGAAAUGUAUUUCAUGGUGCAGGAUAUUUAUGAAAUCAGUGGCUUCAAAUUAAAGCCUGUCUCUGGCUGAUAUACGAUAAUACUAACACCAACAUAUGCCUUCUACAAUAGUAUACUAUAGUGGACUUUACAGGGUGUGUUAUUUCAAAGAUUUGCAUUCAUUCACUUUUGCCUUCAACACAAUUACAUGUUUUACUAUUAUGGAAUAUAAAGUGAACUAAAUGUACAUAAAACAUAUAUUCACAUGAGUGGGUGAAAUACCGACUGCCUGUAAGUCAUGUUAUGUGUGCAAGGUGCAAGCUGAGGUGCUUCCAUUACUAAUACACCUAAACAAGAAGACUGUGCCCUUCUGUCUACUGAAGAUUCACUACUAGGGACUGAUUUAGUGUGUUUGUGCUACUCUUACACUAUAUAUACUAAAGUUUUUAUUAUGUCUAUGAUGUAUGCUGCUUCAAUGUGAGCUGACUGUCAGGAUUUUUAUCAAAACACAUCAAAACUCAUUGUAUAUCUCAUGGAUUUCUUUGUCUACAAGCAUCUAUAAAAACUGUCAUAUGAACAGCAUAUUCAGGGCAGACAUUUUAAGUGCAAAAUAACAAAAUAAAAAAAUAAUCAAAAUAUGUAAUUGCUGAUUAUAAUAAAACAUUCAAUAUUUGGUUACUUUGUCACCAUGUGCCUAUAAGACUUUGAUGGGUAAAAGGGUUUUAGUAAGGUAAUAUGUUUCGAAAUAAUAUGUCAGCCACCAAUCAUGCCAUCAUGAUUCUUUAUGAAGGGGGGUAGCUGUGAACUGUAGGGGUAGCCUUUAGAAAUGUGAAGUGCCUUCCACUUUAGCUGCUCAUACAAAGUUAGGAAUAUGAAUACCAGUUAUAGUUAACCUACAUGGCAGUGAUAGUAAGUUUUGUACUCUUCGUUAGCUAGCAAACAGAAGUAAUAGCAGAAUAUAUAACACGCUAUGCAAACAAAACGCGGGGAUGUUUCCCACAUCAACUAAUUAGAUUUCAGUUAAUUUCUAAUGUGCUUAGGCAUAGGCUGCCGGAGGUCUAUAGAACCAGCAUUGCUGGAUGGUACCGGAAUGCCCACUGGUCACUACCUGGGCAGACAAAUAACACUGCACACUAUGGUUUUUGUCUAUCCAAAUCCCGGCCUUGUCCACCGGCUGGAACAGGUCCUUAAUACAGGUGCAUUUCUACACUGUAUUAUGACUACAAAUCCCGACGAUGGGUCUGUUCAUUUAAACAAACCGCAUCAUAGAUCCUUUUGAUGUGCUCGGGUGAUGUGGCCCAUGGAUGCUAAGACUUGUGGCCCUAGUAAGGGCACAACAUAUGCCUAUAUUAUGCUAUUAUUACAUCAUUACAAUUACAUUAGUACAUCUUGGGAGUCGUAGUUUUACCACAGCUGAAGUGCUGGAGGUUAGCCAUCACAGCCCUAGGGUAUACUAGAAGAAAUCAACCUAAUUGGCCGCUAUGGACUGCUGCUUCACUGUUGACCUGCACUUGCUAUCAUAAGUAAGGACCAGUACUUCCUGUAUAUAUUUGCAUCAGCAGUUGGCUUUAUCACACUAGACAGAACUAGAAUUUAUCUAGCAGUUAAACCUUUACAGAAUAGUGGACGCUUUCUAAUAAAUGCUGCACUUUCAUUUUUCAGCUUCUCUCUCUAUACUAUUAAAACAUAGGUUGAGUCUUGUUGAGAUUUCCCAUGUCACAGUCUCAUCAGUUGGGUCUCAGUGAAUCCUUAGAAACAGAUUGCAAAAGGUCAUCUUUAUAAAUCACAGCUUGUAUUCUUUUGGUAAGGAGCAACUGGAGAAACACCUGAUCUCAGCAAGACUUAACUAAUUUUUUGAAAUGUAGGCCUUGGUUUCUCUAAAUUGUCAUGUAUUACUUCUUUAUGUGCUCUUGUAGACUUAGAGCAUACUAAGGUCAGUUAUCUGUCUUUUUAUAGACAUAAACACCACACACGUAUAAGUACAUCAACAUUUUACAACAAAAUGAGCAAAUGAUCUCAUACAAAAAUUAGUGCAGAACAAACUCAACGUUUUCCAUAGCAAGGGGCUGGUGUAGAUGAGCUGUAGCUUAUGCCAGUUUCUGGCGUGAAUUAUAGUAAAUCGUGUGGGCUAUGGGAAGGUCCAACCCUCCCACUAGGCCCCACUCUUUUUCUUACCACUUUUUGGAAAAGUGUUGAGUAGGUCAAAAAGUCACAAUUUCUGGUGCAAAUAUGGAAUGUCUCAUAAUUUCUGACUUUUUAACACCAUAAUAGUGAUGUGAAAGCAUUGAUCAAUUUCCCCCUUUGUCUCUAAUAGUUUUUAUAGAUGAGGUUGAAUUGUGGAGAGAAUAUAUCAAGAAAGGCAUUUCAUACACUAGAUGUGAUCUGCUUUGCUCUGGAGUGAGAUUUGCCUAGUUUAUUAAGGGGCCCAUCUCUGGCCGUCUAUGUGGCAGAAAGUGAAAUCUUUGCUAGCUAUGAGCUGGCAUAUAUUUCAGUUAAAAUUCACACUAGUUUCUGUUGAGCGUCUGGAGGCUAUGCCCCUUCUUCUAAUACUCACCCAUGUCACUUCUGCCUUUCAGAAAAGUGGCAAAAAGUCCAACGAAACUUGGUACAAAAAGGGCUUGCACAAAAAAAAUUCUACUUGUUUAUAAAAAUUGCAAUGCAUUUUGUAAAUCUGUGUUUUUCUUGUACAAGACGGUAAAGGCUAGUUUCACAUUUGUGGCACGGCAUUCUGGCUGGCUGUUACGGCAGAGAACAGCCUGCUAGAGUUCUCAGAUCUGACAUUGCCGAAUGUUACCGGAAUGCAGCCAGUCCUAUUAACUAUUAUGGAGUCUGGCUCCUAUCGGCAGAUUUGGCCAGAAAAAAAGUUGCACGCAACCGUUUUUGUCGGGCCAAUCCCUGGCAUUCUAUUCUGGAACAGCCUGCCGGGAAGGCUGUGCUGCAAAUGUUAAAGAAGUUUCAUAAAAGCUGUCAGAUUAUGGUGGCAAAUCUAGUGUGCCCUUAUAAUCAACUUGACAUACCAUAAUUAAUAAAGUGGCUUAUUCAUUCUUAUCCUUAUUGAUGACAUACGGUAAGGAGUUAUUUAUUUUAGUGUGGAGAGAAAUAAAACUUCCUUUGUGCACACUGUAUUGCUAGUCAGCCUAUAAGCCGGUGUCACAUAUGUUAUAUAGAUGUGUGUAUUUUUCAAUACAAAUAUCCCUACAGCAAAGUGACAAAUAUCCCUACAGCAAAGUGUAUGGGCUCCAUUCAUAUAUAGAUACAUAUAUGGACAGGCAUGUAUACGUCUGCACACACCCUAACAACGUGGUACUCUGCCCUCCGCUUAAGGGCUAAAUAAAAAGUGGAGUUUCAGAGUCCUAAGGAACCCCAUUAAGAUGUUCUGUGAUGUCAGAUCUGUUCUUCCAGCACGAGCGGUAUGUAAAGAUGAAUUGUGAUAUGCUUCUGAUAGAUAUAAUGGAUAUAAAACUUCUUCAUUACUACACAAGGAUGUUUUUUGCUACAUUAUGACAAGUGACUUCUGGAAAACUAUAAUGUACUCAAAUGUCAUGUAAGCUACUUACUUUCAAUGUAAAGGCAUUGCUGAUUGAAACAUAGCGCUAUGUACAAUGUAACACAUACUGCAUGUAUCAAUGUACAAGGAUAGAUGUGCACAAUAAAAGGUUUAACGUG